UGCCUGACGUAACGAUACUCCUGCAGUUUAAAAACACAGAGAGAGGAAAAAGGACUGCGCGCGUCCCCUCCCCCGUUCACUGGGACUUAAAACGCACGUCCCCGAGGGUUUCUCAUUACAUAUUCAAGGUGCGGCUUUGCCAAACAGGUGAAGCAGAUCCGGAGAUCUUACACUACUCUGUAGAGGAAAAUAUUAUAUAUUAGUUGUUAUUUACCGACUUGUUAGGAUACUGGACUAUCCUUCUCGUAACUUAAAGAUAAACAAAUAUUUCUUUUAAUAUUCUGUUUUGCCGGCAACAGGUGUAGCGAGAAUACGCUGGGUUAAAAGGCCCUUUGUGAAGACCCCGUGGUUCUACGAAGGAGUUUCUGUUCUCGAAAAAUACUUUUUAUUUAUUCUUUUUCAUAAAUAAUUUACAUUUUUGUAACAAAUCUUGUUUUUUUUGUUUUUUCAAAAAAAAAAAACGGAAUUCGUUUUUAAAGAUGGCCAACUCUGGGCUUCAGCUUCUAGGUUUUGCUCUCUCGCUUAUCGGGGUCAUUGGACUGAUUAUCGGCACUAUCCUUCCGCAAUGGAAGAUGUCGGCUUACGUAGGAGACAACAUUAUCACAGCCGUGGCGAUGUACGAGGGGCUAUGGAUGUCGUGCGCCUUUCAGAGCACCGGACAGAUGCAGUGCAAAGUCUACGACUCCAUUCUGCAACUUGACAGCGCCCUCCAGGCGACCCGGGCCCUGAUGAUCGUGGGCAUCAUCGUGUCGGUGGCGGGGCUGGGUGUGGCCUGCAUGGGUAUGAAGUGCACAAACUGCGGGGGAGACGACAAAGUGCGCAAGUCUCGCAUCGCCCUGACCGGGGGCAUCAUUCUGCUGGUGGGGGCUCUGUGUGCGAUAGUGGCAUGCUCCUGGUUUGCCCAUAAUAUCAUCAGAGCCUUCUACAACCCCUUCACCCCCGUCAACACAAAGUUCGAGUUUGGAGCGGCCAUCUUCAUCGCCUGGGCCGGCUCCUUCCUGGACGUCCUGGGGGGCGCCAUGCUGUCCGCCUCCUGCCCCCGGAGCAAACAGGUGUCCAAAUACCCGCCUAGCAACCGCCCCCCCAGCAGCGCCAAGGAGUACGUCUGAGUGAACCAGCCCCCCCGUCCCGUCC
Molecule: messenger RNA, 1134 nt
Organism: Conger conger (European conger)
Lineage: Eukaryota; Metazoa; Chordata; Actinopteri; Anguilliformes; Congridae
Gene: cldn7a
Product: claudin 7a
Exons: 4
Coding region: 480-1109 (209 amino acids)
Biological process (GO): bicellular tight junction assembly; cell adhesion
Cellular component (GO): bicellular tight junction; plasma membrane
Molecular function (GO): structural molecule activity
Source: RefSeq, a predicted model, not a curated record